Messenger RNA from Ictalurus punctatus (channel catfish), 3235 nucleotides. It is a transcript of the gene fa2h, whose product is annotated as fatty acid 2-hydroxylase. Lineage: Eukaryota; Metazoa; Chordata; Actinopteri; Siluriformes; Ictaluridae. Gene Ontology annotation, biological process: fatty acid metabolic process; lipid biosynthetic process. The transcript is spliced from 7 exons. Gene Ontology annotation, molecular function: iron ion binding; heme binding; fatty acid 2-hydroxylase activity. Bases 155 to 1270 code for a protein of 371 amino acids. Gene Ontology annotation, cellular component: membrane; endoplasmic reticulum. The record is from RefSeq and is a predicted model, not a curated record.
AGACGUGGGUUUGGAAAAAUCAGAAGCUAGUAGCGCUUAGCUGGACGCUCAGCGGGGGAGCCAAGAAAAGUCCUCCAGUUUUAUCUUACCAGAUACCUGGAUAUACUUUUGUAAUAUAUAUAUAUAUACUUAUACACAUAUAUAAAUUUUAAAAAUGUCUCCCUCAGUGUCCACUCGCUACUUCUCGGAGCAAGAAGUUGCGAGACACUGCACGAAGGAGUCAUGCUGGGUGCUGGUGGGGACGCGGGUGUACGAUGUGACCAGCUUCUUGCGGAUGCACCCGGGCGGAGAGGCGCUGAUUUUACGCCGCUCUGGGAGCGACAUCAGCCAGCAGCUGGACGGACCUCCGCACCGGCACUCGGAGAACGCGCGGCGGUGGCUGGAGCAGUACUACAUCGGUGAUAUCGACAAGGACUGCACACAGAUUCACACAGAGACACUAAGACAGAGGGGAAACAAGCCAGUAGCUCCAGAUGGUACAGAAGAAGAAGCUUCAGCCAUCAGCAAAUGCAACAAAGUAGACGAUGAAACAGAUCUGGUGGACUGGAGGAAGCCCCUUGCCUGGCAGGUGGGAUAUUUGGGAGAGAAAUAUGACGCCUGGGUCCAUCAGCCUGUUGAUCGACCCAUUCGUCUCUUUGAGUCUGACUUCUUUGAAGCUAACACCAAGACCCCAUGGUACAUGGUGCCAGCUGUGUGGAUGCCUCUGGUUAUUUACUUUAGCUGGUACGGCUACAGCUUGUUGGCACAAGGAAGCACUAGACUGUGCAUUACAUCAGAGUACUCCUUUUUGAUCCACAAGUACUGGUUCCCAUUCAUCUUCCUGCUGGGGAUGUUCCUGUGGUCCUUUGUCGAGUACUGCAUCCAUCGCUUCCUGUUCCACAUGCGCCCUCCAGCCCAUAACUAUUACCUCAUCACACUUCACUUUCUCCUCCAUGGUCAACACCAUAAGUCUCCAUUCGAUGGCUCUCGUCUGGUGUUCCCUCCUGGCAUAGCAUCAGUCGUUGUAGGGGCAUUUUACCUGCUUCUGCGUCAUCUACUGCCAGAGGGUUUAGGCACAUCUCUGUUUGUCGGUGGUCUAUGUGGUUAUGUGGUCUAUGACAUGAUCCACUACUACUUGCACUAUGGUUCGCCACGCAAGGGAUCCUACCUGUACAGCCUGAAGGCUUACCAUGUCAAACACCACUUUGAGCACCAAAGAGCAGGUUUUGGCAUCACCACCACUUUCUGGGACUAUCCCUUUAACACAGUCAUUCCAGAGCAGACAUUUUAAACUCACCCUUUGUUGUCACAAGUGUCCUAUGCAAGGCCGCCCCUCCUCUCAGACUUCCACCAACUGUUGCUUUUCUCAGAGCUCCUGCUCUGCUGCUUUGCCCACAAAAAAACGUGCUCAUCCACGUCAUCAUGGUCAUGAUCAUAGUCAUCGCCAUCAUCAUCAUCAUCAUCAUCAUCAUCAUCAUCAUUUGUCAGUCAGUUUACGAGAGGGCAAAAAAGCCGGGAUAUAUGCAUGUACAAGCAUAUAAUAUGUAAAGGAAUCUAAUUUUAGUGAGAGGUUCAUGACCAUUUUUUACCCCACCAUAUUGUGUAGAUAUUGGUAGAAAGAUUAAGUUAAGUGUGAGAAGGUGUGUGAAGGUAAGGAGGGAGUGAUUGAGCGAGUGAAUGUAUGGUUUUUCGCUGUAGCGUGGAUCUGAAUGGAAGAGAAGGUAAAGCAAUAGGACCCUCAAUGUCCAAGUCACUGCCAGAGAGGAGCUACUCAGGAACAUGCUCUAAAUCCCACCAUGCUUACGCAAGGCUUGUCAGUGUUGUUGCUGUUAUAUGGGAAGUUUCCCUCACUGUGCUUUCUGGUUACGUUUUCCCUUCCAAUUUCCUCCUUGUUAUUUUUGCUCCCUGUUUUUUUAAUUCAAAAAAUGUGAAUUGUAAUCAAAAACACAAGCUUUUCACACCCAGUGUCUUGUCCCGUUCUUGUUUUUUAGCUCUGGGGAUUCUGUGGAAGCCGGCCUGCUAGUGGACACUGUCGCUUCAUUUUGUACCAUCGUUGUGGGGUUUUAAAAAAAAAAAAAUUAUAUAUAAGAUAUGCCAAGUGAUCUACCAACAGAACAAUAUUUUAUUCAGGGAGCAGCCAUAGCCAUUGACUCCUUGUGUAACCCAUUAUUAAGUACAUAUUCAGAGACAUUAAGCUGUGAUGCUUCUGUAGAGAUGCAAGAAGCAAACAAAGUCCCUUGAGCUUCCUGAUCAGGAAAAGUAGGUGCGUUGUCAUGGCUGCUGAAUAUGAACCCUCGGGGGGUGUGAAGCUGUGUGUUCGGGGAUCUCUUUCGGUAUUUGGGUUGCCUGGCAGGGUGUUUAGAUGAAGUAGACAUUGGCGAGGCAACCCCUUUUCUGGGUUGACGAACAUUAGUGUCUGACCAGGCUGUGAACGAGGAAACCCUGCUCACCAUCUCAGGCUGAUCUCUCGUUGGUUCAUGCUUGUAUCAAUCUCCGACCUGUCCAGAGGUGUUGCUCUCGCUUUGUCUCAUAUUCUGUCCCGAUUUACAAAUGUGUUCGGUGUCUUUGCGUUUCUUUGUGUGUAUUAGCCUCUUGUUGUUUUGUAUUGUACUGGCGUGAAGUCACUACAUGCCUGUCUAGAUUCCAGGAACUUUCUAUUCAGUUCAAAAGGAGACUGUGACCUCACCUGUGGCCUUUAUCUACUGCACAACUACCAUGUCACUGGUGGUAACACGAUUAAAUGUUUUAUCAGUCUCCUCUGUCUGUCCUUGUUGACUUGAUGGUCAAACAUGACAGAGGAAAUGUUGAAUCUGUGUAUUAAAAUGUCCCCAAUGUGCUAUAAAGGGCAUUCCCUACCUCCCUAUUCCUUCCUACACUCAAAUCAUGUAAUUAUUCAGAGGGAUGUCAAGAGGUGGGAAAAUGUUGAACUGAGGUUAGGGAUGUUUUGAUUGGGCUAUACAGCUCAAAUAUGAUAUCUUUUUUCUGGAAGCAUGAAUGUUGAUUAUUAAGUAGCCAUGCCAUGGCACCUUCCUGUCUCUGAUGAAAUAGGUCACGCUGAGGGCGUCAAAUACCCAGUGGUACCUGUAAACAAAGUUUAAAGGUUUCAUUCAGAGAAACAAAUCUUUAAAUGAAAAGCUAAAAAAAAGAUUCCUCUAAUACAAAUGAAAACUCUGUUUACUACUAUAUAUUUUUAUGUUGCAAAUUUCUAUGCAAAUGUACUUGUAAAUAAAUGUGUGUAUAUUUCUGAUGAAGAAGA